GAGCGCCGAUACAGGAAGUAAACUGUCCGGUUUGGUGCGUGUGUGUGUUGUCAGAUACAGAGCUGUGAGAGAACAGGUAAAGACACACAGUCAACGUCCUGAACACGGGACACAAGACACGGGACACAGCACACGGGACACAGCACACGGGACACAGCGGCUCCGUGCUACAGAUAUUUGGCGUCUCCGCUGAAGCUGUGAGCAGACACGAUGAUGGUGGACUCUGCAUUGGCUCAAGUGGGCAAGAACCUGAAUGAAGCCAUGAGAAUCUUGGGGGAUGGACAAAGAGAGUCGGAGCCAGGAACAGAACGGCAGCGUUUGAGCAGAACCAGCAUCCCUGGACCCCUGCAGGGAGAUGGACAGGAUGUUGCCGCUAUUCUGCACUUAGUUCACCACCUCAUUCACGAGGAUGAAGAGAGUGACGACAAACCCAAGCAACAUAGGUUGCAGAGUGUGUGUGAACAGGGUCACAUGGCUCUGCUGGGUCACAGCCUGGCCGCCUACAUCUCUGUGCUGGACAGAGAGCGACUGCGCAAGCUGACCACGCGGAUCCUGUCGGACACCACGCUGUGGCUCUGCAGACUGUUCAGGUAUGAGAACGCUUCAGCCUGCUUCCAUGAAGACGACAGAGACGGUCUGGUCAAAGUGUGUCGGCUGGUCAUCAACGCUCGUUAUGAAGAGUAUGCGUCUGAGGGAUAUGCAGUCCUCAGCUCCAGACAGCCCGUCAUCUACCAGAGUGCCUCCUGCAGGCCGGGUCUGGGACAGCACGUGUGUGGACAGCUCGGCCUGCCUCUCUCCAGUCUGUGCACUGUCCCGUGCAACACUGUCUUUGGAUCCCAGCACCAGAUGGACGUCGCCCUGUUGGACAAACUCAUCAAAGAAGACAUAGAAGCUGGGAAGCUUCCGUUGCUGCUGGUCGCUAAUGCAGGUACUCCUGGAGCAGGACAUACAGACAAGCUGGCUCGCCUCAAGGACCUGUGUGAGCAGCACAGCAUGUGGCUCCAUGUGGAGGGAGUCAACUUGGCAACCCUGGCACUGGGUCAGGUCACCUCUGCUGUCUUGGCAGCCAUCAGAAGUGACAGCAUGACACUGACUCCAGGUCAGUGGCUCGGGCUGCCUGCGGUCACUGCGGUCACCCUCUACAGACAUGAAGACCCUGCACUGUCUCUGGCAGCAGGUUUGACCUCCAGUCAGCCCGUGGAGAAGCUGCGAGCGCUGCCUCUCUGGCUCUCACUGCAGCACCUCGGUCACAACGGGAUUGUCCAGAAAAUCAAACAUGCAACUGCCCUGAGCCAGCAGCUCCUGCAGAAGCUCAAAACUCUGUCUUCUAUCAAAACAUCGGAUGUGCUUGAGACAGAGAUCUCUCUCGUGGAGGCUUUGACCAUGGUGGAGGAUGAACUGGCUUCUCCUGUGGUUCUGUUCAAGUUCUCCCAGGACCUGAGUGCUGCUGCAUCCAAUGUGGGUUCAGCGGAGAGUUACUGUGUGGGGGAGAGAGAGGUCCUGGAUACUUUCAACAGAUGGCUGGGUGAACAACUGGCUCUGUGUGUUCACGCCUGUGGAGUGGAGGUGGUGGAGGUUGAAGAUGAGGGGACCUGUGUCCGCUUCAGCCCUCUGCUGACUGCUGCAGUGCUCGGGACUCAGCAGGAGGACGUGGAGGAGCUGCUGCAGAAGCUGACUGAGCUGCUUCCUGUGAUGAACUCCACUCUGUGUCUGAGACAGGAGUUCAGAGAGGACAGCCGCAGACACACAGCCUCACUCACGUAUGUGGACGACCUGAGCUGGCCCGGCCUGGGAGCGCUAAGGUUUGAGCCACAGACUGAAGGGAUGGACGAGAGCAGGAGGAAGCAAGAGCUCCGGAAAAUUAACACUGAGCUGCUGAAGAAACUGCAAGAGCUGGACACGGACAUCGUCUUCUCUGCUGGUCCUGACUUUGGACAGGAGGAAGACUGUGUCUUUGUGGGCAUGGUGACUGACGAUGUUGACGUUCCACAGCUGGUGGACACAAUCGCUGCCCUGGGCAAGGACAUAGAGGAGAGUGGGAAGCUGUUGGAGAACAUGACAGAGGUGGUGAGGAAGGGCAUCAUGGAGGCUGAACUGAAGCUGCAGAAGGCCAGCGAGGAGAAACUCAUGGAAGAGGGCGUAAUGAGACAACUUCCUCUUGUUGGCUCCGUCUUAAACUGGUUCUCUCCAGUUCAAAGCUCCAUGAAGGGACAGACCUUUAACCUGGCAGCAGGUUCCCUGGACAGCACAGAGACAACAUACUCCACCAAAGCUCAGACAGGCAGGCCGUCCCUGCAGGACACGCCCACAUCCUCUUCAAAGAGACCACCAGGUCAGAGGUUAUUCCAGCGCUCGGGAGCAAACUCCGACUCCUACAGUGAGACCAGUUCAAUCGAACAAGUUGAGAGUUUCAGUGUGAGCGGCAGCACACUCCCUCCUCCCUCACCACUCGUACCAGAGGAGGACACAGACCAGAGUCAUGAGUCGGCAGAAGAACCUCAGGUAUCACCCGAGCAGAUGCAAAACACACAGACGGCGGCUGAGGACGCGUCAGUGGAGAGGCAGCCCGAGGGAGAAGAGGAGGUGACGCAGAGCGGGAGAUAGGACCGUCUUUGGUGUCCACAAACCGUCCUGUCAAAAGUUGAAUGAAAAAAAAAAGGCUUUAUUAUAUUGUGAAUCUUACUGUUCUAGAAUUGAAGGGAAAAUCUCUGGAGCUAAAUUGACCUGUUUGUUUGUAUUUUUCAUGGUUGAGGAAAGUAAGUUAAUGAGAAAAAAAUCCUAUAUGCUGCGAUUCCAUCAUGGAACGAUGCGGUUUGGUAUAGUAAAGCCCUGAGUCAGGCCUGGGUCAUGGGCGACCACAAACAGAGAUAGAGAAUGACUACCACGAACGACGAUAGUGAAUGAUGACAGUGAACGGCGACCACGAAUGACAAUAGUGAAUGAUGACAGUGA
Molecule: messenger RNA, 2952 nt
Organism: Solea senegalensis (Senegalese sole)
Lineage: Eukaryota; Metazoa; Chordata; Actinopteri; Pleuronectiformes; Soleidae
Gene: pdxdc1
Product: pyridoxal-dependent decarboxylase domain containing 1
Exons: 24
Coding region: 211-2604 (797 amino acids)
Biological process (GO): carboxylic acid metabolic process
Cellular component (GO): intracellular membrane-bounded organelle
Molecular function (GO): carbon-carbon lyase activity; pyridoxal phosphate binding
Source: RefSeq, a predicted model, not a curated record